AACAAAAAAAGAAGAAAAGGGACUUGAACGAGAAAUAACAAAAAUCUGACGGGCAUGAAUAGAAAUGGCAACAAUUUAGCUUACCGAAGUCGAACUGACGAGGUGAUGUUAGGGAAUAAAUGCGUUUCAUUGACUCUCUCGUCUCUAUUACGACACCUUCGCAUUCAGUUCCCAUUAACUACCAUACUCCCCGUCUCUUCAUGUCUUCUUCAUUUCUUAAGCCGGAAAAUGCCUAACCUUCAGGGAAAAAGCAUUGUUUUUUAGCUUAACCCAACAAUGUCACCGUGUUUCUGAGUCAAACUCUAGCCUCCGUUUCUUCAAAUGGGUUGCUGUGUAAGCACUAACAGAGGCUCUUGUGGUGAAAAAGAAGCACAUUUAGAGGUGGGUCUUGAUUCUUUUAACCAAAAACCAAUUCUUGAAAGCAGAGCUCCACCGCCUUCCGCUGAAGAAGAAACUGUGAAGGAAGUUUUGUCAGAGACUCCAAAGCCCAAAGCUCCCAUCCUAAUCCCACAAGAAGAAGAGAAGGAAAAAACCCUGAUAGAAAACCCUGCUUUUGUCAAGAUCCAAGGGAAGGAAAGCCUGAAUUUUAACAUUAAGCAUGAGCUGAAAUCACCUGUCAAUUCCGUUGAAGAGUCAGCUUCAGAAAAUGUUUCUGAGAUUUGCAGUGUAAGUUUAAGUGAAAGCGUUUCAACUAUAACCGACAGGAGAGACGAAGAAGAAGAAGUGAGGCCGCAAAGAGUGUUCAGAUCUCCAGCAAGAUCCGGGCCAAGGAACCUGGUCGUAGGUAGGUCCCCGACCCGGAAACUUGAGCAAUCACCCGGGAGAAGAAAUGGGGUCAUAAAUGGUGGAUCAUCAGUGAGGUUGGUUCAGAGCAGGGAACCUACAGUGAGACGUGGGUCAAGACCCGAACCACCAAGGAAGGAUCCGGGUGAGAGUUCAGGGAGGAGGUCAAGGUCACCAGCAAUGAAUAGAUCUGUAAUGGGUCGGAGCCCAUCUGGAAGGACUAAUCAAUCCCCUGGUAGGGCCAGGCUUGACUCGGGAGACUCUGGUAAUGACAAAAAAUUGGAGCAGCAGCAAGGUACUACCACUACUACUACAACCACCAUGGAUGGAAAAUGGCCAAGUAGCAAUAAUAAUGGAGCCACAUCAAGUACUCCAAAUGAAUCACUUGAAAAUCCUCUUGUUUCUCUUGAAUGUUUCAUCUUUCUCUAGAGAUGAAGAAAUGUACGUUAAAAGAUCUAUCAUUUACUUUUUUUGUUGUUUUAGUUUGUGAAUAGUGAUUGAACAUUGAAGUCAAAUUUCAGUGUGAACUGGAAGUGAAGAUUUUGUUGUAUAAGUUUGUGGGAUUCCAGAACUCAGAGUUGCAGUGGUAGGCCGUUGUCCA
Hibiscus syriacus is the source of this 1384-nucleotide messenger RNA. Its product is annotated as serine/arginine repetitive matrix protein 1-like. The record is from RefSeq and is a predicted model, not a curated record. Lineage: Eukaryota; Viridiplantae; Streptophyta; Magnoliopsida; Malvales; Malvaceae. The transcript is spliced from 2 exons. The coding region runs from base 322 to 1212 and encodes 296 amino acids.